This is a messenger RNA of Trichophyton rubrum CBS 118892, 354 nucleotides long. RefSeq lists its product as uncharacterized. Lineage: Eukaryota; Fungi; Ascomycota; Eurotiomycetes; Onygenales; Arthrodermataceae. The coding region runs from base 1 to 354 and encodes 117 amino acids. Gene Ontology annotation, cellular component: EMC complex. The record is from RefSeq and is a predicted model, not a curated record. The transcript is spliced from 3 exons. Gene Ontology annotation, biological process: protein folding in endoplasmic reticulum.
AUGAGCUUAUCUCGCCUAAUAGUAGGCUUCGGCCUGCUUCUCCUCGCCCAUGCGGGUUACUCUACACAUGAACAUUCGACAUUAUACGGCAGCCUCCAUUCUCUCCCGGCGGAUAUCACGCUCGAGACGCUUGUGUCGGUGAUAAUGGUGAUGGCAGGAUUGGUUAUGGGAUCUGAGAAGCUACGGCCGAUUAGCUGGAGUUCUUGGGCAGGCGAGAUAGAGAAGCGAGGCGGUGCGGAAAACCCGUUUAAAGGACUAGAAGAACGGAUGGGAUUUCUUGAUAUCAGGGCCAAGCGAAGGGAGUUUGCGGACUGGAUUCGUGAGAAAGGCGUAUCUGCUGACUUGAAGCAGUAG